CUAUCCCGUGUCCUUUUUUGCCAGGACUCCAGAAAUGUCAGCAGUGGAAGACAUCACUACUUCAAUAGGUGCAGACACCCUCCUCCUAGAGAACAGCAUCUAGCCCAUAAGCCUUUGGGUCAUGGGUGCCGAGACCCUUCUUGCCAUCAUCAUUCACAUGAGCACAGGGGGCCACCUCCCACCCAUCAAUCUAUUUUGGAAGAGAAAGAGCCUAAAGCAGGGGCACAGGAGAGACUCCUUUCUAGUUCUGAUAACUCUCCUAUUAGGGAUGAGGCAGAAUCCCAUCAUCCUCAAGGAACCCAUCCACCUGGCCAUGUUGAGUUACAUGAUGACCACAAUCAUGGUCCCCACAAGCCAUGUUCUGAUGACGGUGGUACAUGUGAGCUUGGACCCCAUGGUCACGGUCCCCAUAAGCAUGGUCCCCAUGGUCAUGGUCCCCAUAAGCAUGGUCCCCAUGGUCACGGUCCCCAUAAGCAUGGUCCUCAUGGUCAUGGGCCCCAUAAGCAUUGUCCCCCUGGUCAUGGUCCCCACGGUCAUGGGCACCAUAGGCAUAGGCCCCAUUGCCAUGGUCCCCAGAGGCAUGGGCCUCCACAUGAUCCCUCAGAAGAACAAGAUUUUCACAGACAUUUUCCUUUCCAUGGGAGAGAAGUUGGCUCUGUUUAUCGCCUCCCUCCCCUGAAGAAGGGCCAAGUCCUUCCUCUGCCUGAAAUCAGUAUUCCCAGUCAAGAUCAUUGUCCACAAUCAGGAGAACAUCACCCUCCAAAGCCAGAAAUUCAGCCCUUCCCACAGACAUCUUCAGAGUCCUGUCCAGGGAAGUUCAAGAUUGACUAUCCACAAAUUUUGCCCUUUUUGGAACAUAAAGAUUCUGAGUGAUCUGCUGAUUUUCACAAUGACAAGAGUCAUGUGCCCCAAACGAAUCAGAAAUAAAAGAAAAUCAGUGUGAAAUUGUAA
Molecule: messenger RNA, 951 nt
Organism: Sarcophilus harrisii (Tasmanian devil)
Lineage: Eukaryota; Metazoa; Chordata; Mammalia; Dasyuromorphia; Dasyuridae
Product: histidine-rich glycoprotein-like
Exons: 1
Source: RefSeq, a predicted model, not a curated record